AUUUUCUAAAGACGAAGCAACGACACUUUCCMUGUSUGCGUGAAGCGRCGGUUCAAACUCUUCUGUUUCAUCUCCAGGAUCAAACAAAGAAUGUCAGUACCAGGGCGACCAGACCCGGCAGUUGUUGGCAAAGUAACUCACAAUUCUAUAGAACUCUACUGGAACCCCCCUGAACAAGCUUCCCCACGUAAGGGAGAUGACCGUCCUAAAUACUGUGUUCAGGAGGAGGAAGUUGGCACCAGAAGUAAAGGAUUUGGGAAUGUAUACUCUGGUUAUUCAACCAGCAAUGUAUUUACUGGCUUAGAGCCGCGGUCGCAAUAUCGCUAUCGGUUACGUUGCAUGAAUAACUAUGGAAACAGUGCAUGGAGUGUUGUUGUCAUGGUGACCACCACCAGGAAGCCAAAGACAAGUGAAGACCUGUUGAAAGCUGUUGGAAAGAGGGACUUGGAAACUGUUAAUAAGAUUCUACCAGAGUUAAGUUGGCAAGCAGUGGAUUCUCCAGACAAGUUUGGYAUUUCUCCUCUAAUGAUUGCUGCUCAAAAAGGAUACACAGAGAUUGCACAAACGUUACUGGACAACAAGGCUGAUGUACAUUUUCAGAAUAGCAGCGGCAAGACUGCAUUGAUGAUGGCAUGUUACUCAGGCCAGCUUGAGGUUGUGAAACUUCUGCGAGCAUAUGGAGCGUCAUGGGAUAUCAUAGACAAAACAGGUUGUACAUCAUUGCAUUGGGCAGUUGAUGGUGCUAAUCUAGAUGUCUUGCGAUGGAUGCUUGCUGAUGGCUGUAAAGUUGAUGUCAAGGACAAUACAUCAGGUGAUUCAUAG
This is a messenger RNA of Exaiptasia diaphana, 822 nucleotides long. RefSeq names its product fibronectin type 3 and ankyrin repeat domains protein 1-like. Gene Ontology annotation, molecular function: protein binding. The transcript has 5 exons. Gene Ontology annotation, cellular component: nucleus. The coding region runs from base 91 to 822 and encodes 243 amino acids. NCBI's taxonomy places the organism in Eukaryota, Metazoa, Cnidaria, Anthozoa, Actiniaria, Aiptasiidae. Gene Ontology annotation, biological process: regulation of apoptotic process. The record is from RefSeq and is a predicted model, not a curated record.